Messenger RNA from Mandrillus leucophaeus (drill), 6264 nucleotides. It is a transcript of the gene WNK2, whose product is annotated as WNK lysine deficient protein kinase 2. The transcript has 32 exons. Gene Ontology annotation, molecular function: protein serine/threonine kinase activity; ATP binding; chloride channel inhibitor activity. Lineage: Eukaryota; Metazoa; Chordata; Mammalia; Primates; Cercopithecidae. The record is from RefSeq and is a predicted model, not a curated record. The coding region runs from base 1 to 6087 and encodes 2028 amino acids. Gene Ontology annotation, biological process: negative regulation of sodium ion transport; protein phosphorylation; positive regulation of potassium ion import across plasma membrane. Gene Ontology annotation, cellular component: cytoplasm; cytosol.
AUGGAAAACACCGAAGAGUUCUUGGAAAACUUCACAGACGAGGACAAAAACGAGAGACAAGUGGAGCUGUCCACGACCAGUCUGCCGCUGUCUGCAGGGAUUGGCUUGGGCCCUUGCGACACGAGGGCUUGCUUCCCGCGGCCUUGCAACAGGGAGGAGGCGGCGGCGACCGUGAGGAAGGAGGAUGAGGGGGCGGCCGAGGCGAAGCCUGAGCCCGGGCGCACACGCCGGGACGAGCCCGAAGAGGAGGAGGACGACGAGGACGAUCUCAAGGCUGUGGCCACCUCUCUGGACGGCCGCUUCCUCAAGUUCGACAUCGAGCUGGGCCGCGGUUCCUUCAAGACGGUCUACAAGGGGCUGGACACGGAGACCUGGGUGGAGGUGGCCUGGUGUGAGCUUCAGGACCGGAAGCUCACCAAGCUGGAGCGGCAGCGGUUCAAGGAAGAGGCUGAGAUGCUGAAAGGCCUGCAGCACCCCAACAUCGUGCGCUUCUACGACUUCUGGGAGUCUAGCGCCAAGGGCAAGCGGUGCAUUGUGCUGGUGACCGAGCUGAUGACCUCAGGGACACUGAAGACGUACCUGAAGCGGUUCAAGGUGAUGAAGCCCAAGGUUCUCCGCAGCUGGUGCCGGCAGAUCCUGAAGGGCCUGUUGUUCCUGCACACGAGGACGCCGCCCAUCAUCCACCGAGACCUGAAAUGCGACAAUAUUUUUAUCACCGGACCAACUGGGUCUGUGAAGAUUGGCGACUUGGGCCUGGCCACUCUCAAAAGAGCGUCAUUUGCCAAAAGUGUGAUAGGUACUCCCGAGUUCAUGGCGCCCGAGAUGUACGAGGAACACUACGAUGAGUCCGUGGACGUCUAUGCCUUUGGGAUGUGCAUGCUGGAGAUGGCCACCUCGGAGUACCCCUACUCGGAGUGCCAGAACGCGGCCCAGAUCUACCGCAAGGUCACCUGUGGUAUCAAGCCGGCCAGCUUUGAGAAAGUGCACGAUCCCGAAAUCAAGGAGAUUAUUGGGGAGUGUAUCUGCAAAAACAAGGAGGAAAGGUACGAGAUCAAAGAUCUGCUGAGCCACGCCUUCUUCGCAGAGGACACGGGCGUGAGGGUGGAGCUCGCGGAGGAGGACCACGGCAGGAAGUCCACCAUUGCCCUGAGGCUCUGGGUGGAAGACCCCAAGAAACUGAAGGGAAAGCCCAAGGACAAUGGGGCCAUAGAGUUCACCUUCGACCUGGAGAAGGAGACGCCGGAUGAGGUGGCCCAAGAGAUGAUUGAGUCUGGAUUCUUCCACGAGAGUGACGUCAAGAUCGUGGCCAAGUCCAUCCGUGACCGUGUGGCGUUGAUCCAGUGGCGGCGGGAGAGGAUCUGGCCUGCGCUGCAGCCCAAGGAACAGCAGGAUGUGGGCAGCCCGGACAAGACCAGGGGUCCGCCGGUGCCCCUGCAGGUCCAGGUGACCUACCAUGCACAGACUGGGCAGCCCGGGCCACCAGAGCCCGAGGAGCCAGAGGCCGACCAGCACCUCCUGCCACCUACGUUGCCGACCAGCGCCACCUCCCUGGCCUCGGACAGCACCUUCGACAGCGGCCAGGGCUCUACCGUGUACUCGGACUCGCAGAGCAGCCAGCAGAGCGUGGUGCUUGGCUCCCUUGCCGACGCAGCGCCACCCCCGGCCCCGUGUGUGUGCAGCCCCCCUGUGAGUGAGGGGCCCCUCCUGCCGCAGAGCCUGCCCUCGCUGGGGGCCUACCAGCAGCCCACAGCUGCGCCUAGCCUGCCGGUGGGCUCCGCCCCAGCCCCCGCCUGCCCUCCGCCCCUCCAGCAGCACUUCCCGGAUCCAGCCAUGAGCUUCGCCCCCGUGCUGCCGCCGCCCAGCACCCCGCUGCCCACAGGUCCAGGCCAGCCAGCGCCCCCCGGCCAGCAGCCUCCUCCGCUGGCCCAGCCGACACCCCUGCCGCAGGUCCUGGCCCCACAGCCCGUGGGCCCCCUCCAGCCAGUGCCCCCCCACCUGCCAUCGUACCUGGCUCCAGCCUCCCAGGUGGGGGCCCCUGCUCAGCUGAAGCCCCUCCAGAUGCCACAGGCGCCCCUGCAGCCGCUUGCUCAAGUCCCUCCGCAGAUGCCCCCGAUUCCUGUUGUGCCCCCCAUCACGCCCCUGGCGGGAAUCGACGGCCUCCCUCCGGCCCUCCCAGACCUGCCGACUGCGACCGUGCCUCCCGUGCCACCGCCUCAGUAUUUCUCUCCAGCCGUGAUCUUGCCGAGCCUCGCUGCCCCACUCCCCGCUGCGUCCCCAGCCUUGCCUCUGCAGGCUGUGAAGCUGCCCCACCCCCCUGGGACACCCCUGGCCGUGCCCUGCAGGACCAUUGUGCCAAAUGCACCGGCCACCAUCCCCCUGCUGGCCGUAGCCCCACCGGGCGUGGCCGCCCUGUCCAUUCAUUCUGCCGUGGCCCAGCUCCCAGCCCAACCUGUAUACCCAGUGGCCUUCCCACAGAUGGCACCCACCGAUGUCCCUCCUUCCCCCCACCACACGGUGCAGAAUAUGAGGGCCACCCCUCCCCAGCCGGCACUGCCCCCGCAACCUACGCUACCCCCGCAACCCACGCUGCCCCCACAACCCACGCUGCCCCCACAACCUGUGCUGCCCCCGCAGCCGGCACUGCCUGUGCGCCCUGAGCCCCUCCAGCCCCACCUUCCUGAACAAGCUGCUCCAGCUGCUGCACCGGGGAGCCAGAUUCUGCUUGGCCACCCAGCUCCCUAUGCUGUGGAUGUCACCGCUCAGGUCCCCACCGUGCCUGUGCCACCGGCUGCGGUCCUCUCCCCGCCUCUGCCGGAAGUGCUGCUGCCCACCGCCCCUGAGCUCCUGCCUCAGUUCCCCAGUUCCCUGGCCACGGUGUCCGUCUCUGCGCAGAGUGUGCCCACCCAGACCGCCACGCUUCUGCCACCAGCAAACCCGCCACUGCCUGGCGGGCCUGGGAUUGCCAGCCCCUGCCCAGCUGUCCAGCUGACGGUGGAACCAGCCCAAGAGGAGCAGGCCUCACAGGACAAGCCGCCCGGCCUCCCGCAGAGCUGUGAGAGCUACGGAGGUUCUGAUGUCACUUCUGGAAAAGAGCUGAGUGACAGCUGCGAAGGCGCCUUUGGAGGGGGCAGGCUGGAGGGCAGGGCAGCCCGGAAACACCACCGCAGGUCCACGCGCGCACGCUCCCGGCAGGAGAGGGCCAGCCGACCCCGGCUUACCAUCUUGAACGUCUGCAACACUGGGGACAAGAUGGUGGAGUGCCAGCUGGAGACGCACAACCACAAGAUGGUGACCUUCAAGUUCGACUUGGAUGGAGACGCACCUGAUGAGAUAGCCACGUAUAUGGUGGAGCAUGACUUCAUCCUGCAGGCCGAGCGGGAGACGUUCAUCGAGCAGAUGAAGGAUGUCAUGGACAAGGCAGAGGACAUGCUCAGCGAGGACACGGAUGCUGACCGUGGCUCUGACCCAGGGACCAGCCCGCCACACCUCAGCACCUGUGGCCUGGGCGCCGGGGAGGAGAGCCGGCAAUCCCAAACCAACGCCCCCGUGUAUCAGCAGAACGUCUUGCACACUGGGAAGAGGUGGUUCAUCAUCUGUCCGGUGGCUGAGCACCCCGCCCCUGAGGCCCCUGAAUCUUCGCCCCCACUUCCUCUCAGCUCCAUGCCUCCAGAAGCCAGCCAAGAUCCAGCGCCCUAUAAAGACCAGCUGUCCUCAAAGGAACAACCCGGCUUUCUAGCCGGUCAGCAGCUCCUGAGCCAGGCAGGCCCCAGCAACCCUCCUGGGGGGCCCCCAGCCCCUUUGGCCCCCUCCUCCCCUCCUGUGACUGCUCUGCCCCAAGAUGGAGCAGCUUCAGCCACCAGCACCAUGCCAGAGCCAGCAUCAGGAACUGCCAUCCAGGCAGGGGGUCCAGGGACCCCUCAGGGGCCGACCAGUGAGCUCGAGACUUCUCAGCCACUAGUGGAGACUCACGAGGCCCCGCUUGCUGUGCAGCCCGUCGUGGUGGGCCUAGGACCUUGCGCUCCAGCUCCAGAGGCUGCCUCAACCAGGGAGGCCAGUGCCCUAGGGGAGCCCCUGCCAGCUCCUGCACCUGAGCCCAGCCCCCACAGCGGGGCCCCACAGCCCGCCUUGGGUCAGCCCACUCCCCUGCUUCCUGCCUCAGUGGGGGCUGUCAGCCUGGCCACUUCUCAGUUCCCAAGCCCACCCCUGGGACCCACCGUGCCCCCACAGCCACCCUCGGCCCUGGAGUCGGAUGGGGAAGGGCCGCCCCCCAGGGUCGGCUUUGUGGACAGCACCAUCAAGAGCCUGGACGAGAAGCUGCGGACUCUGCUCUACCAGGAGCAUGUGCCCACCUCUUCAGCCUCAGCCGGGACCCCUGUGGAGGUGGGCGACAGAGACUUCACCCUGGAGCCCCUGAGAGGGGACCAGCCCCGCUCAGAGGUCUGCGGGGGGGACCUGGCCCUGCCCCCAGCACCUAAUGAGGCGGUUGCAGGGCGUGCCCAGCUGCCCCAGCCCUUGGUGGAAAAGUCAGAACUGGCCCCCACUCGAGGGGCUGUGAUGGAGCAGGGCACAUCUUCGUCAAUGACAGCAGAGGCAUCUCCCAAGAGCAUGCUGGGCUAUGACAGAGAUGGAGGGCAGGUGGCCUCAGACUCCCGUGUGGUCCCCAGCGCCCCCCAGGAUGUACCUGCUUUUGUGAGACCUACACGCGUGGAGCCCACAGACAGGGAUGGUGGAGUCGCUGGAGAAAGCUCAGCAGAGCCCCCUCAAAGUGGCGUGGGCAUUUCCACAGCGGGUGGCCAGGCCAGCCACCCCCAGACACUCGGCGCUCGAGCUUCGGGGUCCCCUCGGAAAUCCAGCGACUCCGGGGACGAGGGCCCUCGGGCGAGACCCCCGGUGCAGAAACAGGCGUCCCUGCCUGGGAGUGGCAGCGUGGCCGGCGACUUCGUGAAGAAGGCCACCGCCUUCCUGCAGAGGCCUUCUCGGGCCGGCUCGCUGGGACCUGAGACGCCCAGCAGGGCAGGCAUGAAGGUCCCCACAAUCAGCGUGACCUCCUUCCAUUCCCAGUCGUCCUACAUCAGCAGCGACAACGACUCGGAGCUCGAGGACGCUGACAUCAAGAAGGAGCUGCAGAGUCUGCGGGAGAAGCACCUGAAGGAGAUCUCCGAGCUGCAGAGCCAGCAGAAGCAGGAGAUCGAGGCUCUGUACCGCCGCCUGGGCAAGCCACUGCCCCCCAACGUGGGCUUCUUCCACACGGCACCCCCCACUGGCCGCCGGAGAAAAACCAGCAAGAGCAAGCUGAAGGCGGGCAAGCUGCUGAACCCCCUGGUGCGGCAGCUCAAGGUCGUGGCCUCCAGCACAGGUCACUUGGCUGACUCCAGCAGAGGCCCUCCCGCUAAGGACCCUGCCCAAGCCAGUGCGGGGCUCACUGCAGACAGCACGGGCCUGAGCGGGAAGGCAGUGCAGACCCAGCAGCCCUGCUCCGUCCGGGCCUCCCUGUCUUCGGACAUCUGCUCCGGCUUAGCCAGUGAUGGAGGCGGAGCGCGUGGCCAAGGCUGGACGGUUUACCACCCAACGUCUGAGAGAGUGACCUAUAAGUCUAGUAGCAAACCUCGUGCUCGAUUCCUCAGUGGACCCGUAUCUGUGUCCAUCUGGUCUGCCCUGAAGCGUCUCUGCCUAGGCAAAGAACACAGCAGUAGGUCCUCCACCAGCAGCCUGGCCCCAGGCCCUGAGCCAGGCCCCCAGCCCGCCCUGCACGUCCAGGCGCAGGUGAACAACAGCAACAACAAGAAGGGCACCUUCACGGACGACCUGCACAAGCUGGUGGAUGAGUGGACGAGCAAGACGGUGGGGGCCGCACAGCUGAAGCCCACGCUCAACCAGCUGAAGCAGACCCAGAGGCUGCAGGACAUGGAGGCCCAGGCAGGCUGGGCUGCCCCUGGCGAGGCGCGGGCUAUGACCGCACCUCGAGCAGGAGUGGGGAUGCCACGUCUGCCCCCAGCGCCCGGCCCGCUCUCCACCACGGUCAUUCCCGGAGCCGCCCCGGCCCUGUCCGUGCCCACACCAGAUCCUGAGGGUGAGAAGCCUGACUGACCCCGCCUAGACGCCAGGCCCACUUCACGCCGUCUAAGUGGAGACGUGACGGACCCUCAGGGCCAGCUGCUCCUCCUGUCCAGUUCACGCUGUUUUGUAACCACUUUCUAAGCAUUUUUUAUUCACAAUUGGAAACACAAAUGUAAUGCAAGAAUAAAAAAUAUUUUGGGGCAGAAA